CCUCUACCAAAAAUACUGAUCGAGCAGGCGGGCUUCCCUCCUGGUGUCAUCAACAUCAUGAACGGAUAUGGUUCAACAGCAGGGCAGGCAAUCUCUGACCACCCUCUUAUCGAGAAAGUUGCAUUCACUGGCAGCGACGGAAAAUUAUGGAGGCUGCUGCCAAGAGCAACUUGAAGUCUGUCACUCUUGAGCUUGGCGGAAAGAGCCCCAAUAUCAUCUUCGAUGAUGCCGACCUGGAGCAGGCAGUCAAGUGGGCUAUCCACGGUAUCUACUUUAACCACGGUCAGAAUUGUUCUGCAGGUUCUCGUAUCUUUGUUCAAGAGGGCAUAUACGACAAGUUCUUGGACAAGUUCAUUUCAUCACACAUGGCUGAUAUAGUGCCUACGGCGCAUCACAUUCAGGGUUUGAACCCCUCCAUCAAGCACCUCUAUAUCACCAAGACCGCAAACCAGGACCCGCUUCUGAUCCACAUCCCUGUUGACAUCCGGGAGCAUGCUUUCUACCUCUAGUAUCUUCAAGUUUAAGUUUGAUUACCUGAAUGCCAUUUGGACCGUCAUCAACUCUGAGGCGAGCCUCACGAAAUUGUUAGUGUAGGGAGCUCAGCUUGUUCCUGGACCCGACUUAGGUUGGCAUACAAUUUGGAUCGCAAUCGUUUUUUUUAGUUUCCUGCACUGGUUCGAAAAAUAACGGGUCCAGGGGUGCCCGGAGAGUUGUUGUAUAAGUAGUAAGUGUAGUUAGUGCGCACUCACCGUUUAGG
Molecule: messenger RNA, 757 nt
Organism: Suillus discolor
Lineage: Eukaryota; Fungi; Basidiomycota; Agaricomycetes; Boletales; Suillaceae
Product: retinal dehydrogenase 2
Exons: 3
Coding region: 147-509 (120 amino acids)
Molecular function (GO): aldehyde dehydrogenase (NAD+) activity
Source: RefSeq, a predicted model, not a curated record